Jaculus jaculus (lesser Egyptian jerboa) is the source of this 3888-nucleotide messenger RNA. It is a transcript of the gene Wfikkn1, whose product is annotated as WAP, follistatin/kazal, immunoglobulin, kunitz and netrin domain containing 1. NCBI's taxonomy places the organism in Eukaryota, Metazoa, Chordata, Mammalia, Rodentia, Dipodidae. Gene Ontology annotation, molecular function: receptor antagonist activity; transforming growth factor beta binding; serine-type endopeptidase inhibitor activity. The transcript has 2 exons. The record is from RefSeq and is a predicted model, not a curated record. Gene Ontology annotation, biological process: negative regulation of transforming growth factor beta receptor signaling pathway. Bases 2173 to 3831 code for a protein of 552 amino acids. Gene Ontology annotation, cellular component: extracellular region.
AGCUGACCUUGCCAACCUAAAGCUAUUGACUGGGUUCAUAUUUCCAGCCAGGAGGGCUGAAAUGGGCAGGCCUGUGGCAAGCAGCACACCUCACAGAGCCAUUGCUCACAGCCCAGGGCAGAUUGUAUUCUGUAAUUCGUCACAGCUUCAGGGACCCCUGCAAGCAGACCCUGGGUUUGAAACCUUUAGCAGGAAAGCACCUGGGUAUAACCAGUGGCCUGAAGUUAUAGCCAGGCAGUAUUGGCACCCUCCACUCUGAAUGUGUAUUCAUAUCCCCAGGAACACAGCCUCUGGUUUAGGCAUGCAUCCAUCUGUACUCUUUAGCAUCCUGGGCCUAUGGCCUAAAACACCCCCACCCAUUAGAACCUGGCUCACCCACAACCCCCUUGUAAGACAAGAGACACUGGCGCCUGGCAUCCAUCUCUUAAUCUCCUGGCCAGACCAGGCUCUUAUUACCCUGCCUUCUGGGUCAGGAGGUCAGACAAAGGGUCACAGGGACAUUUUCCUUCCUGUCUCAGACAAAACCACUCCCUGGGGUCCUCUGGAGCCACAGAAGGGCAGAUUCCAAGGGGCCCUUUGUCUUGCCACCAGCUUUGAUCUCUGCUGAGAGCCUGACUGGCUCCCUGCCCUCCCCCUUGGGGGAGGAGCAACUAAUGCUGCUGGAGGGGGAAUGUUGGCUGCUGGAGCAGUGAAGGCUCCUUAUACUUUAGGGUCCUGAGGCUGUGUGCAGGGUGCUGGUUCUUUUCAGAAUGCACCUGGUCAUCCCUUGGGACCCCCAUAUAGGUGCCUUACAUCAGCUCCAUGUGCCUCAGUCAUAACCAUGUAACUGUCUAUGGCCAGUGAAUAUAGGUCAUCUCUUUCCUCCCAGAAUGACCAGGAGCCAGUGGCCUGCUUUCAGUGGAGGAAGUGUAUCUGGAAGGAAAAGUCCUGCUGAGUCAGGCCUUCAACCUAUGAAAUGUUAAGGUCAACCCUCACCCUCUUCAGCAGUUUUUGGGUAGGUGGGUGAGUUGGUUGGGUUUGGUUUUUCAAGGUAGGGUCUCCUUAUUCACUGUGUAGUCUCAGAGUGGCCUCAAACUCACAGCAAUCCUCCUACCUCUGCCUCCCAAGUGCUGGGAUUGUUCAAGGCAUGCAUUACCAUGUCUGGCUCUUUAGCAGUUUUUGAAACGGUUUCAUGUAUCCCAGACUGGCCUCAAAUCUCAGUCUUCCUGCAUCUGCCUCCUAAGUGUGUGCAGUACCCUGCCUGGUACCCUAGCAGGGACAUUUUUUUGUUUUUGUUUGCGUGUUUUUUGUUAAUAUUUUGAGAGAGAACAGGCACACCAGAGCUUCCAGUCACUACAAAUGAAAUCCAGACACAUGUGCCACCUUGUGCUUCUGGCUACGUGGGUACUGGGGAAUUGAAUGUGGGUCCUUAAGCUUCACAGGUAAGGGUCUUAACCACUAAUUCCAUUAUAAGACCUGGUAGAGGUGUCACAUUUACAGAGGUGAGCCUCAGGAAAAGAAGAGAAAUUUAGGCUGAAGGAAAAAUCUGUAUUUUAGACCUAUAUUCAGAUGAUAGGUGCCAGCCUAUACCUGUUUUGGGGGAACUUAGGCCAGUGGUCAGUUGGGGCUGAGAUGGAUGCUUGCCCACCCACCCCCACCACAGGGACUGAAGGGCUAGGGACAAAAGUUGAAAUUUGUCAGCCCUUCCCUCCUCCCUGAGUGGAGUGUGGGAGGGUCUUCAAGAAAACUUUGAUCCGUCUGGCUCUAGCUUGUGGAGGGAGGGGCUCGGGUUACAGCAUCCUCCUCCCUGGCCUAGCUGGCCCUUCUCCGCCCCUUGGUGACCCUUGUGGUCAGUGGCCCUGAUACUCAGGGCCUCUGGCCCCUCCCUGUCCCUCCCAUUCCCUGCUGUGUGAUGACCAGAAUCUGGGAGGAACCCUCAGUGACUGAGAGAGGGGCCAGGCUGAGAAGCAGCCUAGUGCUGCAUGGACAGGUUCUGAGACUCCAGCAGUCACCCUUUGAGGGCACCAGGAAGAAUUGUGGGCUCCAGCUUCAGGAAUCACAGGAAGAGGGGCAGCUGGGGCAGAGGCAGAGUCCUAGACUUGUAGAGUGGAUGCCUGUAGAGAGUACCAGCUCCACAGGGCCUGAGGAGUGGCUGGUAGCCACACAUCCCUGCCCGUUGGCCGUGUGUUCCCCAUGCUUGCCCCAUGGCCACUCCUGCUGCCUCUGCUCAUCAUCGAGCUCACUGGUCUGAUCUUGGGGACCAGCCUGCUGCCAGAGCCUGGAAGCCACCCUGGCAUGUGCCCAAACCAGCUCAGCCCCCACCUGUGGGUGGACGCCCAGAGCACCUGUGAGCGUGAGUGCGUCAGGGAUCAGGAUUGUGCGGCCUCAGAGAAGUGCUGCACCAAUGUGUGUGGGCUGCAAAGCUGUGUUGCAGCCCGAUUCCCCAGUGGUGGUCUGGCCAUAACCACCACAGCCGCCUCCUGUGAGGGCUUCCAGUGCCCACAGCAGGGCUCUGACUGUGACAUCUGGGAUGGGCAGCCUGUCUGCCGCUGCCGUGACCGCUGUGAGAAGGAGCCCAGCUUCACCUGUGCCUCUGAUGGCCUCACCUACUACAACCGCUGCUACAUGGAUGCAGAAGCCUGCCUUCGGGGUCUCCACCUGCACAUUGUGCCCUGCAAGCACAUCCUUAGCUGGCCACCUAGCAGCCCAGGACCACCUGAGACCACUGCCCGCCCAACCCCUGGGGCUGUGCCCAUGCCUCCUGCCCUGUACAGCAGCCCCUUACCACAGGCAGUGCACGUAGGGGGCACGGCCAGUCUCCACUGUGAAGUUAGUGGCCGCCCACCACCUGCUGUGACUUGGGAGAAGCAGAGCCACCAGCGAGAGAACCUGAUCAUGCGCCCUGACCAGAUGUAUGGCAAUGUAGUGGUCACCAGCAUUGGGCAGCUUGUGCUCUACAAUGCCCGGCCUGAGGAUGCAGGACUGUAUACCUGCACUGCACGCAAUGCAGCUGGCCUGCUGAGGGCUGACUUCCCACUCUCCGUGGUACAGCGAGUAAUGGCCAGGGGCCGCACACCAGGUGACCCGGCCCUGGCUGAGUGCCUGCCUGAUAUGCAGGCCUGCAGUGGUCCCCCUAUCCCUCACCAUGUCCAUUGGCACUUUGACCCACAGCGGGGCAGCUGCAUGACCUUCCCAGCCCUUGAAUGUGAUGGGGCCACCCGGGGCUUUGAAACAUACGAGGCAUGCCAACAGGCCUGUACCCACGGCUCAGGGGAUGCCUGUGCACUACCACCUGUGCAGGGUCCCUGCCAGGGCUGGGAACUGCGCUGGGCCUAUAGUCCACUGCUGCAACAGUGCCACCCCUUUGUGUACAGUGGCUGUGAGGGUAACAGCAAUAACUUUGAGAGCCGGGAGAGCUGUGAAGAUGCCUGCCCUGUGCCACGCACGCCACCCUGCCGGGCCUGUCGCAUCAGAAGUAAACUGGCACUGAGCUUGUGCCGCAGUGACUUUGCCAUCGUGGGGCGACUCACAGAGGUGCUGGAGGAGCCCGAGGCUGCAGGUGGCAUUGUCCGUGUGGCCCUCGAUGAUGUGCUCAAGGAUGACAAGAUGGGCCUCAAGUUCUUGGGCACCAAGUACCUGGAGGUGACACUGAGUGGCAUAGACUGGGCCUGCCCCUGCCCUAAUGUGACAGCUGGUGAUGGGCCACUGGUGAUCAUGGGUGAAGUGCGUGAAGGUGUGGCUGUGCUGGAUGCCGGCAGCUACGUUCGUGCUGCCAGUGAGAAGCGCAUCAAGAAGAUCGUGGAGCUGCUUGAGAAGAGGGCCUGUGAGCUGCUCAACCGCUUCCAAGACUAGUCUUGCCCAUGUUCCCACUCGUGUUCUCCAUCUUGCUGAAUAAAUACAUGUCUGUCA